UGGUUUCUCUGGUGGUUUCCCCGGCUUAAAUUACUAUAAAAUAGUUGUUGAGUAGAUAAUGCAUGCAUUUGUUGCAUUUGUUGAGCAGUUAGUGUUUGCGAUACUGAAACGCUGAGUCUGAAAACUACACUGCAUGGUCUAUUUAACAUCAUCAUUUGAUCAACAAGGUAAUGUCUUGCUCUAAGAUGAGGAGUUUUACUCAUGCCGAUGAGUGCAAGUACAGUGAUGGCGUGGCUUUCCUAUUCAAGUUUUCCAUGGGGGCAAAUUUGGCCCUAAGAUCUGUUGACUUCAAAAACGGUGUCCCGAGAUUUCAUUUUGAACCAUCGCAAAAUGUACCUAUGCUGACUGAAGAAGAUGUAGCUGUCAUUGUUAAACUUUGCUUAGAAAAAAAACGCCCUGGGUUCUUCUACGAAGGAUUUCACCCAUUUCAUCCAUUCUCUAAUAAGGGUAGGCUCUUCAAAGGGUACAGUCCCAGGUGGCUGCGAGGUACUUCUGUUGGGGAGCUGCUAGCUGAAGCCGAUUGGUCAAUGAAGUGCAUUCACGUGGGUGUGAAAAGUGACAAGGAAAAGAAAAAAUUCUCGGCAUGGAACGAAACUAGCAAUCUGAGAGGGCUGAGAACUCGAGAGGAUUUUCCUGAAGAUUGUCCCGGUGAUACCAUCAUUAUGUCUUGCCAGUCUGUUGAUGUUGACAAACGAAAUGAUGAGCUUUUCUUUGUGGCCGAACCCAAAAUGCGGAUUGACUGUGUGCGGGAUGGACACAAUUUGGAGUACUCAAAGUACAUCACUGAGAUUUUCGACAGUGUGGCGUACCACGAUGAGCCAAAGUUUCUGAAAAUAAAAGAAAUCAUCAAGCUUGUUCUCGCGGUAGAGUGGCUGAAAGAGAAACUGGAUGAGAAGAACAUAAAGUUCAGCCAAGUUUGGAUUGAUGAGCACCUUCAGAAGCGAAAGCAACGCCCAACCGAACGAAUCCAAGUAACUGUCCCUCCACAAGAGGCUCAGCGCCUUAUGAAUGAAAUCGUGGAAGCUAAGAUGGAUAAACAACUUGCUAUGCCUAAUUUGUCUAGAUUGAACAAAAAAGUAUCAAAGACAGGCUUUGAAGUAGGAACCACAGCAAAUGUACUCGGCUAUAACAUUCCAGUUGCAUGCAGAGCAUCGUUCAAUGACUACAAUUACCUGUUUGAUGGCCAAGAUCCAAACCAGCCAACUAAGUUCGGUCUGGACAAAGACACCGGAAAACUAAUACUUGGCCCCCGACCCAAUGUGAAAUCAUGGAACGAGUUGUACAGUCAGACGGUCCCCCAACCAUGCACAGCUCCUUACACUGCUGAUGGUUUCAUAGGCCCCGCUAUAACUGGAGGUGUCUCCACAAGCAGCUUCAAAACAAAUCAAGUAAGACAUGAGCACACCACUCAAACGAAAGAGGAUGUCGUGGUAUCAGCUGAUGAGAGCCUCGAGAUGAGAUAUGCGGGCACUCCCAAGCCGAAAGCAACCGUAGCUCCACCUUCUGAUGUGGGUGUUACUACGGCACAAUCUGAGCUCCGGAAUCGUUUGCGAGAAUCAGCUGGUAUAAAAAACGCAGUAGGGUAUGCUGAUAAGGUAUCCCACUUAUUCUUGACCGAAAAUGGAGCACAAACAUUGACUCAGAGAAAGGAAGUUGAAACACAUACCUCAGCAAGAAUGCCACAGCUUGAGGAAGAGGUAAGACUUCGUUUUAAUCCAUCCAUUUCUCUGCCCCCUAAAGGAGAACCAUCAGGCGAUCGUGAUAGCGGAUGUAUUCCAAGUACCCCUAUGUCUGUAUCUCCUGAACCAUCGAUCGCUGCAACAGACAAAGACGAUUCAUCGCCAGUAUCUUCUGAUAGCGGUGUUAUCACUGCUACAAACGAAGAUAAGGGGAAGAAAGUUAAAACACGUAUCUUAGCAGAAAAAGCACAGCUGGAAGAGAUAGGACCUUCAUCCGUGGACCUCUCUAUGCCCCCUGGCCCUAAAGGAGAACCAUCAGACGAUUGUGAUAGUGGAUACUCAAGUCCUAUGUCUGGAUCUCCUGAACCAUCGAUUGCUGAAACAGACAAAGACGAUUCAUUGUCAGUAUCCUCUGAUAGCGGUGUUAUCACUGCUACAAAUGAAAAUGGAGCACAAACAUUGGGGAAGCAAGUUGAAACACAUAUCUCAGCAGGAAAAGCACAGCUGGAAGAGGUAGGACCUCUAUCCACGGACCCCCCUAAAGAAGAACCAUCAGGCGAUUGUGAUAGCGGAUACUCAAGUCCUAUGUCUGUAUCUCCUGAACCAUCGAUUGCUGAAACAGACAAAGACGAUGAUAUGGAUAUGGAUAUAGAAGAAAAAUAACUCCAUUAUUAUAGCUGAGCAACUAUUGUAUUUAUUAUUGUUCUUGUAUUAAAUUUUUAUGCGUUAUGUUGAAAUCAUAUCGAUUCUGCAACAAAACUGA
Molecule: messenger RNA, 2442 nt
Organism: Halichondria panicea
Lineage: Eukaryota; Metazoa; Porifera; Demospongiae; Suberitida; Halichondriidae
Exons: 2
Coding region: 171-2342 (723 amino acids)
Source: RefSeq, a predicted model, not a curated record